Molecule: messenger RNA, 2781 nt
Organism: Lodderomyces parapsilosis
Lineage: Eukaryota; Fungi; Ascomycota; Pichiomycetes; Serinales; Debaryomycetaceae
Gene: CTA3
Product: Cta3p
Exons: 2
Coding region: 1-2781 (926 amino acids)
Biological process (GO): endocytosis; endosomal transport
Cellular component (GO): plasma membrane; cytoplasm
Molecular function (GO): protein binding; calcium ion binding
Source: RefSeq, a predicted model, not a curated record
AUGAGCACCUCACAUCCUACGCCCACUUUCAAAGUUGGCCUCACGCAGGAGGAAAAAUUGCUAUACACUCAGAUUUUCAAGUCAUUAGAUCCUGAAAAUACCGGUAUUAUCACCGGUGAAAAAGCACGCACCACGUUUGAGAAAUCGAACUUGCCUCCAGCAAUAUUGGGGGAAAUUUGGCAACUUGCUGAUCAAAACAACUUGGGCUUUUUAAACCAGUUUGGGUUUUGCUAUGCCAUGAGAUUGAUUGGGUAUACACAAGCAGGACACCACCCAGUACCAGGUUUGGCUGACACACCUGGUCCUUUGCCAAAGUUUGUUGAUUUACAAUUGUCUCAGUUACAACCACAAUCAACCAGCAAUUCGUAUUUGUCAAGUCAACCAAACAAUGCCAUUCCUGGAUCUGCCACUCCACAGGAAUCAAUCUCUCCUGUUAGUGCACCUGAUUAUCAAAAGUUUUCUCAAUUAUUUGCUAAAACAGUGGGAUCUGUUCAAGGUGAAUUGAGUGGAGUGCAGGCCAAAGACAUUUUCUUGAAAGCAAGAUUACCUACUUCUACAUUGGGUCAAAUUUGGAGCUUGGUCGAUAGAAACAAUUUAGGUGCCUUGCAUGUGGGCGAAUUUGUGAUUGCAAUGCAUUUGGUGCAAGGAGUUUUGAGUGGUCGUAUUAAGCAAUUACCACCAUAUCUUCCUGAUACUGUCUGGAAAUCGGUUGAAAAUGGUGGUGCAAUUUCGUCCCCACCGCCUCAGUCACCAUAUGGACAAUCAUCUCGUCAAGCAUCUGUUAGCUCUCAACAAACUGCAAUUAGACAUCCACCUGUUGAUGAAGUGGAUGGUGAAUGGGCAAUAACUUCUGUCAUGAAAGCCCAAUAUGACUCGAUUUUCAACAACCUUGACAAAGAGCACGUCGGCCACUUGAAUCCAGACCAGGUUGCUUCAUUCUUGAUGACAUCCAAAUUAGACCAACAAGAUUUGGCCACUAUUUGGGAUUUGGCAGAUAUUCAAAACACUGGUCUUUUCACAAAAUUGGAAUUUUCAAUUGCCUUGUUUUUGGUGAAUAGAAAGACUAGUGGAAAAAACUUGCCUAAUGUAAUUCCAGACAGCUUGAUCACUUCAAUCAAGAGUGUUGGGUCCAAGCCUUCUGAGGCUCCACCACCAGCUCGAGUCAAAUCCGCAAUGGACGAUUUAGUUGAUGUAUUUGGAAGUCCAUCUCCACAACCAGCUGCGUCUCCUCAACCAGCUACAUCUGCACAACCAGCUGCAACUUUGCAACAAAGAGUAUCAUCAAGUGACUUGUCCCACUCGACAAAGCCUCGCUUGACUAGUACUUUCAAACCAACCUCAUCUUUCGGUCAAUCUUUGAUGAAUCAGCAACAACCUAAGCAAGAGGAGGAAAAGAAGGAGGGGCUUGUUCGUGGCCAGUCUUCACCUCUCACUGCUCACGCCUCCCCUGUGCCUACUCUGGCUUUGCCCAUCCCCCCUCAAGCAUCAUCUGUCCCUGCUCAAUCAUCACCUCAAAAACAUGUUAACUACGAUGCCUUGCGCACUGUUGCUCCUCCACCACCACCGCCAGCUGCGAGAAGUGGCGUUAACAGCAACAAUGAUUUAUUAGCCGAUCCCGAGCACUCGGCACAAUUAUCUCAAGCAACAUCAGAUUUGGCAAAUAUCGGAAACCAAAUCAACUCUCUCAGAAGCAACACGAAAAACUUGGACGAAAAAAAGUCCAAAGCUGAACAAGAGCUUCAAAAAUUGUUGGCGGCAAAGGCAGAGUUUGAAGAUAAGCUUAAGUCGUUGAAAGGUUCCUAUGAUAUCGAGGUAAAGCAAUAUGCUGAAAUUGAAGAGCAGGUUGGGAGGGUAAAAGACGAGACUGAGGCAUUGAGAUCCGAAGUUUCUUUGUUGACAGCUACAAAAAACGAUCUUUCCAACAAAUUGCAGCUGCAACAAGAACAAUUGCAGGAAAAAAACCAUGAAAGUCAAUUACUCAAAGAACAAAUUAGUGAGUUGAACAAGGGGACGACUGAACUCCAGGAGCAAUUAGGAAUCGCAUCGAAUGAAUUUGAAAAGUUGAGCAGCAACGUUGAGGUGAGCAGGGCUCAAACCCAAGUUCUUCUUUCCAAGAACGAGGAAUUGAGGAGUCAGAUUACUUCGAGGGAGGAAGAGAAUAAAAGGAUUGUGGCCGAAUUGGACAGAGAAGAAAAGAGAAGGGUUGAAGAGGAGGAGAAGCAAAGAUUGUUGACUAAGGAACAUGAAGAUUUGAAAAAGACUGUUGUUGCUGUUUCUAGGGGUGCGACCGCUAAUAUUGGUGUUGGUGCUGGUGUUGCGGCAGGAGCUGUUAGUGCUGUUAGUGCUGGUGUUGCUUCCGAACUGGAAAAAGACAAAGAAGAUGCGGUGGACGAAGAGAAUGACGCUUCAGCUACAUCCCCUAGUGCCUUAGAAGGUAAAGGUAGUGGAUCCUCCUCGUUCGAAAUGGUGGAAGGUAGAGCAGCACCUGAGGAGUUCCCCUCUAUCAAAGAACUUGAUUACCAAGAGAGUGAAUCAGACGAAGAGCCACACUUUGACGAUGCUGUCGACAAUUUCAAACAACCCACCCAACGUGGAAAAGAGGAAGCUGCAUUUGAUGAAGACAUUUUCAAUGAUCUUCAGCCAGCAACUGAAGAUGUUGAUGAGAAUUUCAAUUUGGAGCCUGCCCAAGUGGACAAUGAAGAUACAACCGAGUUUGAGAAAUCCGAUGAUGCAAACAAGGAUGAGUGGGAACAAUUAUUUGCAGGAUUUGGAAAUAGUUAG